AUGGUCCACGUCAAGGUCGUGCUGCUCUGCAAGGGCCGUGGCGGUGACGCGGCGUCGUACCAGCCCCACCGAGACGAGAGCCAGUGGUGGAAUCGCCGUGACGCUCUUGUCCGUUGUGUCUCUGCCUUUCUGCAUGGCCCUUCCAGCGCCUACUGCACGAGCCGCGAGCUCGUGCUCGUGCAUGACGAGGACUGGGCGCGCAUGCACGUGACGAAAGGCGACGCGACGCCGUCCGAGUUCAACGUGGUCAACGCGUGGCGCGAAACCGCUCAACACGCAAAGGCGUCGUCUGCGUCCAGCGCCGUCGCGUGCAAGCUCGUCCAGAGCGCGCUAUCCAUCGCUGGAGCCGACACGGUCGCGGCCAUGGAGAGCAAGCGCGAAGUGCUCGAGCAUCUGCAAAAGCACUGCGACAUGGACUUUCUGCGCGGCCACCGCCUCAACAGCAAGCCGGACGUCGUCUUGCGCAAGACCAACAAGCAGGCGCUGCUUCGCGUCUGGGACGAGUGGACUGCCACCCACGGCACGACCGCCGCCUCCAAAAAAGACGUUGUGAACGCCAUCUUCCACGACAUGCUACAGCCGCGCGACGCUUCCAUCAAGCGCGUGAUUGCAGCCACGCUGCACGAGUCAAGCGAUGCCGAGCUGCCAUGCUUCAACACCGACUUGGCGCCCACAGACGACCCGAGCCUCCAGAUCGUCCUCUUCCUCGGCGCCGUCCGGGAUAUGACGCCGACCGAAAACAACAUUCUGCAGCAGCUCUGCGCCACACAGAACAUCUCGCUCACGGGUGUCCGGCUCGGCGCGGUGCCUGAGUUUACGAGCAAGAUCCUCAGUGUCAUCGCGUACCACCAAGCGCGGGGCGUCCUCGGUCCCGCCCUCGAGCGCGCAUGCGCCGUCGAGACAGAAGCGCCACCGGCCAAGCGACAGAAGACAACAGCAGAGGCCACGUCAGUGCCUGUCCAUAUGCACGUCGUGGCGGCCGUGCCCAUGGCGUCGUCCGGCGUCUCCACCGACCUUGGGUCUCGGUCGCAGGCGCUCUGGGCCAUGGUGCGCCUCCUUGUCGUGACCUUGUGGCGAUCGCGAAUUGCGUCGUCGGGCGAGGUACCUCUCACGACCGCGCUGACGUUUGUCUUUGAAGACGCCGUCGCGCUCACGCUCAAGCAAGACGAGCUCGUGACUGCCCUCGCCGAGCAGCAUCAGGCUGCGCCGUGUGAGUACCAGAUCCUCCGUGCGCUGUGCCAGUACCUCGCAGCCGCUACGCCCGAUGCCGACGUUGCGACCAUGGCGUCGCGCCUUGUGGAGGGAAGUACGAUGGCGAUCGACGUCUCAAAUGCAGCGGCGGAGCGCGGGCUCUACGAGGCGUUCUACACAACAGAGGCGAUUGCUAGCGCCGGCGAUGCCAUGCGACUGCUCGUGCUCGUGCCAUUGGCGCCGACGCAUGCCGGCCACGACGCUGUCGUUGCUGCUUGCGCGCAUGGGGGCGUGCCACUCGUGUCCCAGUCGCUGCUGCCCUCGCCCGAGAUGGUGCCCGUGCACGAUGCGGAAGCUGCGACGGUGACCAUGCUGCAGCACCUCCUCUACCAGCAGCGCCUUGGAUCUGCUUUGGCGUCGCUUGCGCCCACGAAGCAGCCAAAGAAGGCCAAGAAGACCAAGAAGGAAAAGAAGACCAAGAAGAGCAAGACGCAGGCGAUAGAUUCCACGGGCGCGAAACCGUAG
This is a messenger RNA of Saprolegnia parasitica CBS 223.65, 1716 nucleotides long. RefSeq lists its product as hypothetical. Bases 1 to 1716 code for a protein of 571 amino acids. NCBI's taxonomy places the organism in Eukaryota, Oomycota, Saprolegniomycetes, Saprolegniales, Saprolegniaceae. The transcript has a single exon. The record is from RefSeq and is a predicted model, not a curated record.